AUGUCCAACGAUUCUACCAGCCAGCCGAUAGCCGGCAUUCACACCUUUGACCUGCCAUCCGUGUGGCUCGGUGACAUCGCGUUGUGGCUGCGCACUGUAGAGUCACGAUUCGCCCUCCGUCAGAUCACACGAGAGGAUACGAAAUUUCACUAUGUUGUGGCAGCACUCCCAAUGGACAUCGCCACAGACCUCCGCGACAUCAUAGAUUGCCCGCCCACAGAAGCCCCUUAUACUGCCCUAAAGGAGGCUCUCAUUUCCCGCAUUUCCCUCUCAACGCAAAAACGUCUCCAACGUUUAAUUUCUGAGGAGGACCUCGGUGACAGGAAGCCUACGCAGCUUCUUAGGCGUUUGGAGCAGUUGGCAAACGGACAAGAGCUGGAUGCUACCAUGUUCAAGCAACUUUUCCUCCAACGGUUGCCUCCUUCUGUGCAAGCCAUCCUUGCGCCUAACAUUCCUUCAUCGACUGUUCAGAUGCUCGCGGAGACUGCAGACCGUAUACUCGAGUACUACCAGCCUCCUGUUACGGUUAACGUCGCUAGUCGAAGCACAACUGCCUCCACAAUCUAG
This is a messenger RNA of Spirometra erinaceieuropaei, 567 nucleotides long. The record is from the annotation of a GenBank genome assembly. NCBI's taxonomy places the organism in Eukaryota, Metazoa, Platyhelminthes, Cestoda, Diphyllobothriidea, Diphyllobothriidae.